This is a messenger RNA of Urocitellus parryii (Arctic ground squirrel), 573 nucleotides long. Lineage: Eukaryota; Metazoa; Chordata; Mammalia; Rodentia; Sciuridae. The record is from RefSeq and is a predicted model, not a curated record.
AUGUGUUAUUCCCUUUCUGCAUCGAAGGAUCAGGAAGUUUGUGCUCUCUGCGUGGCUGAGAAGUUUUUCACCUACUAGGACGGGGGUGGGGUGGGGAAAACAGGUGUCCUCCUGAAAUAGAGCACAAGCUGCAGCCAGAGUCCAACUGUAACCCAGGGGUAACAUCAGAAACAAGUGAGAAUGACCACAUUAACUCACCGAACCCGUCGCACUGAAAUAAGCAAGAACUUUGAAAAGAAGGUAGAAAGUGAGGAAGAUACUAAUCAAGAGAGGAGUCCAGAAAAUGAAGAUUCUGGAGACUCUAAGGAUAUUCGCCUCACCCUUAUGGAAGAAGUAUUGCUCCUGGGACUAAAAGAUAAAGUGCUGCUAAAGUCAGACAGCCCAACAGGUGAUGUUUUACUGGAUGAAACUCUCAAACACAUCAAAGCAACUGAACCCACAGAAACUGUCCAAACAUGGAUAGAGCUUCUCACUGGUAAAAUUACUCAAAAUGAUCACAAUUCCACACUUGAUUAUCUUUGUCCUUCUCUUAAGGUUGAGAUAAGAAGUACAGAAAUUCAACGUGCUGGGUAA